UGUGUUUCGUGCGACCCUUCCUAAUCCCCGUCAUUCACGGUCUCCCGCCCAGCCAUGCUUAGUUCCCUUCGCCUCACUGCAUCAGAAUAUCAUAGGCGUCAGUAGCUACGCACUGCUGCACUGCAGAAUUUUCUCGCGUCCCUUCGGCUUCAAACAGCCGCGAAAAUGGGUUUCUAUUUUCAGGAGGACCGUUAUACGUGUCGGGACUCGGGAGGGAAUCAAACGAGUCGUAUCGGACACUACCAGCUCCAUAAGCCGCGGCCUCAGCCUCCAGAAUAUUCGCGAAAGCAGGAUCAACGCCAGUGCCUUAGCCUCCUCUUGUCGACAGCAAAGUCGUCGAUAUUCGACUGAGACCAGCGGCUUGCUUCACGGUUAAUCGCUUUAACCGUCAGCUUUCAGGGCGUAAUCGUUUUGAGGCGUCUCAUAACCGUCAGGCUUGCGGGCGUAAUCGUCCCUAAUCGCCUGAGACCACCGGCCCGGGCUAACAGUUUCCAAAUCUACGGGGUUUCGUCGCGAGUCGCACCAUGGCAGCGACAGGCCAAGCGAGGACAUCCACUCUGUUGCUGCGCUCUGCCAGUGGUAGUGGCACUGCGCGGCCGGACGUUUUGAGUCGACUGAAAACACACCUUGCACCGUCAUCGCAUCCAUCUUCUUCUUUCCGCCUCUUGCCCCGGCGUGCUCUGGCAGCCGCCAGCGCGUUCGAUGCUCCGCCGUUGUUGUCAUUCGCGGAUGCUGCUACGACCCCGGAUACUACUAGUAGUACUACCACUCGCUCUUUUUCUACUCGUACUUACGCUAGCACUAGCAACGGACUUAUGUUCUUCAGCGGCGGCGAGGGCAUCAUCGACGGCAAUGCCACAGCGACCGCGGCCGCAACAACCGCCGCAGCGACCGCCGCAGCAACCGCCGCAGUCCACGUCAGCAAGUUGAGCGUCGCGGCGCAGUGGAUAUUCUUCGCAACCCGGGCCUCCUUGAUCGCCGCCGCAAUCGCCGCGGCGCUUCUCUUCAGCAGCGGCUCGCCCGCAAUAGCCGCGGACGUGCCAGCUGACGUGGCAGUUGACGUGGCAGUAGCUCCGCGGCCUUUAUUCUCCCCCGAGAUUGUAAUCCCCGCGGGCGACACGGCGGCGCCAACAGAAGCUCCCACGGUGGCGGACGGAGCUCCCAAGGUGGUGGACGGAGCUCCCAAGGUGGUUGACGGAGCGCGUCUGCUGACGGAGAGCCAGCGCGCCGCGAUGCAGCGACAGCUGGCGGGGCUGGAAGCAACGGACGAGUGGCGGAUCCGCGUGGCGACGCGAUACGGGGCGGAGAGCGGUUUGGAUGGCAAGCAAAUACGCGACUUGUGGCAGCCGUCGGAUCGGACGGUCAUCAUUGUCGCUGAUGUGUCGUCACCCAACAUCCUCAAUUUCAGCAUCGGCGAGGCGGUGCGCGCCAAGCUGCCGUACCAGUUCUUUAUGGAGCUGCAGUCCAGGUACGGCAAUCAGUUCUUCGUUCGGCAAGAGGGCGAGUCCGAAGCUCUCACCCGCUCCGUCGACGCCAUCCGAACCUGCCUUGCCAAGCCUGACGGCUGCCUCAAGGUCCCAGGCCUGGUAGACGACCUCUACUUCCUCACGCUCGGCGUUUCCGUGGCAGCAGGUGCGGUAUUCGGCUUUUCUGCGCGCCUCCCACCCCAAGGCCAAGUGGAAGCUUCCUGGCAAUGGGUGGCUAUUUUCUCCCCGCUGUGGCUGCUGCUCCUUCUGGCGUUUGGGGUGUUCCCUGUGAUUGAUCGGACGGCUGAUCUUGAGCCAUUGAUCAAGAAUCUUCUAGGGUUUGGAGCGGGGGCGGGAGCUGUUUACAUGACUCCGAUUUUGGGGGAGAGCCCUGUUGCGAAGCUAGGGAAGUCUCCAAAAGAAGAUGGAGAGGUAUAAAAGUUGUGGGGUGGACUGGUUUACAGGGUGGUGUGGUGUGGGUAGUGGUGUGAGAUGUAGUGUAUGCGUUGUGUGAAAUGGUGUUAUCUGCAUGGAUGACGCACAUUUUGUUGGA
Molecule: messenger RNA, 2019 nt
Organism: Closterium sp. NIES-67
Lineage: Eukaryota; Viridiplantae; Streptophyta; Zygnematophyceae; Desmidiales; Closteriaceae
Source: the annotation of a GenBank genome assembly